Molecule: messenger RNA, 465 nt
Organism: Rotaria sp. Silwood2
Lineage: Eukaryota; Metazoa; Rotifera; Eurotatoria; Philodinida; Philodinidae
Source: the annotation of a GenBank genome assembly
AUGAAUCUCGAUAAGGAUCUUUUUAUUAAAUUUCUUAAUAAAGUUAUUGAUGAUUCAAAUCAAACAUUAAGAUUUUAUGAUUUACUUCGAUGUCUCAAACAUGAAUUAAUAAAACAAAAUGGUCUUUCAUUAAUUAUUCGUUGUGCAACAGAUAUUAAAUUUAAACCACUUCAAGUACAACAACCUACUUUAGAAAUUCUUUUUGCUCUUACAUUUAAUAAAGAAGCUUAUCAACAACUGAAAACAUAUUCUAUUCAACUAAAACCAUUUUUGUCUUCAUCUCAUCAAGGAAUAUCACAAGUUAUUGAAAGAAUUUUAUGGAAAUUAGAAAAAGAAGAACAAACAUUUACAAAACCAAAAAUUCAUAAUAAAAAUUAUAAAUAUGAUAUCAUGUUAUCAUUUUCACAAUCAGAUAAAGAUUUAUGUCUUCGUACUCGUCUGCUCUUCUUUUUUUUAAAUAUAUAA